This is a messenger RNA of Microcebus murinus (gray mouse lemur), 8795 nucleotides long. RefSeq names its product phosphatidylinositol transfer protein membrane associated 2 (gene PITPNM2). Gene Ontology annotation, biological process: phospholipid transport. Gene Ontology annotation, cellular component: cytoplasm. The record is from RefSeq and is a predicted model, not a curated record. Gene Ontology annotation, molecular function: phosphatidylcholine intramembrane carrier activity; phosphatidylinositol transfer activity; metal ion binding. NCBI's taxonomy places the organism in Eukaryota, Metazoa, Chordata, Mammalia, Primates, Cheirogaleidae.
GGGUUUAUUAGCAAGGAAGGCUCCUUCGUCUGGUCACGCGGCUGCUUGUUUUCCCUCGGAGGAGCUGGGAUGGAGGCAGAGAGGGAGGGAGAGGCCUGGCCUGGCACGCUGGGAGCUCGGGGGCACGGUGGAGUUGGGGUGCGUGGGGCUCUCCUCCAGGGAGCUCCUGCCUCCCGGCACUCCGGUCCAUUGCCUCGUUGCAUUUCCAUUUUCUGCUGGGAUUGCUGCAGAGCAUGGCCGGUCUGCUUCCCUGGACCAUGGUGGGACCAAGGAGAGGGAGGAAAUUUAGAGUCGUGCACGUGCACCCCAGAUGGGGCAAGGCUCCCAGGGAGAACCACUGGCCACAGGGUUGGCCGCCUCUCCGAUGAAUCAUUAUCAUCUGAAAAUGGGAGUUCAGUGGGGGGAUGUUUCGUCCUCCCCCACCAGACCCCCAUGACCACGAUAUACAAGAAGAUGGUGUAGGGAGCAUUGUCUGCCGGCUGGUUUCGGGUGGCACAGUCCUGCCAGCCCAUCCAUCUGGAGCAGCACCAUAUGCUUGGGACAGCCCCUCCUCGGCGUGGUUCAGGCAGGCUUUCAAGAUUGCUGCCCAGUGGGUCAACGUUCCUUCCCUACCGCCAAGCGUGGCACCCAGGAUGGCUCCUGCACGGCUUUGGGGGGGGGGUUAAUUCCUCAGCAGCCCGGCCAGGGCUGACAGGCUCCAUGCCGUGCACAGGGCAGGCAGCUGCCCCCGUGACCUCUGCUUCCUGUGCAGCAGGCAGUGGAAAAAGAACCCCUGGUUGUCAACGAGAACAUCUCCCGUGUUGAUGGAAAGUAAGGACCAAAGAGACCGUAUUUAGCACCUAGUUCUUAGAAGCUACGGGUUUGAAUGGUGUCUGUGAGUAAGCCCCGUGUGAUCUUUAAAUAGAAAGUGUACACCAAGUAGCCCCGUCUGACUCACGGGGAGCUUCAAAGUUCAGAGCAGGUACCAGGGAAUCCAUACUCCACUCUGAAAGGGGCACGGGCCAUGGGGGGUAACUGCAGAGAGGACCAGACUGUUCUGUCUAGUCCGGGGCGCAGGUGGGCUUGAGGGAGGGACGAGCGUGGUUCUCACAGUGAGCAGCAGAACACGGGAUUGAGUGCGGUGUUGGGUACAGCCAGCCUCACGAGCAUCUUGGCUGGAUUCUGUUUCCGUUCCAGCACUCUCUCGGACACAUUGCUUUAAUAACAGAAUCGGAGCCUUGAAGGCAGGCGGCCUGGGGCAGGACCCCCCAGGUGGUUGUGGGAUCGUGCAUCAUUAAACUUCAUUUUUUACCUCCCCCAAAGCCCUGUUUCUUUAAAGCCGCUUCAGAGCCUCCCGCAGAGCUUGAAUUCUUGAUGCUUCUCUUAGAGCAGUCAGAUCGGCUGCCGCGAGAGGCGAGAGGAAUGCUGCUGUGUCUGCGUGCGUGUGCGCUGUAUCUCGCCUUCCCCUGCGCACAGCCGGAGCCUCAGCGAGACCCUCCUGGCAUGCGGGCCGGGUGGUGUGCUGGCUUCCUAAGGACACCACCGCGUCUGGAUCCUGCCUGGCUUGCCGUGAAUUCUGAUGGGUCUGCGAGUUGUGUGAUGGGCGGGGAGGUGGUGUGCUGGUUUUGUUUGGUUUGGUUUUGGUUUGUCUGUGAACGGAAAAUCUGAUGUGACACCUUAAAGGCCAGCCCACGAGUGGCAGUACUCGGUUCCGUCUCUGCUCUCAGCCUUGAUGGGAGGUGGCCUGGCGCUGCCGCCGUUGCAGCUGGGGUUCCUCCGCCCCGGGGUCUUUCAUGUGCAUCCAGGGCGCUCCAAGUGCCACUCAGUCAGCAAGACCAAAGGCCAGAAGGUCGCCAGAGCUGAGCUGGCGCUGGGGGAGAGAGGCAGGCUGCUCCAGCCGGCUGCCUUCCUCCGAGGUGGAUCCUGAGCACUCUGCACCAGCCUCCACGCCCCUCCAGGUCCUUUCUCAGUGGCUGCUCCGGAGUGUAAUUUCACGUAGCAGUGACUUACUUGAAAGCAUCGUACGGAGCCGCAGAGGGUGUGAGAGCAGAUUGGAGAGGUGGGAGCCCUGGCUGCCGAUGGCUCCAGCCGGCGCAAGUGUGGAAAGCUUACUCCAGGAAAAGUGGAAUAGUCACGGCGCUGGCUGGCUGCUUUAGGCGGGGUCCUUGGUGAACUUUGUCAUGGUUAUUUAAGGAACCUCGCCUAGAAGUCCCAACUCACAGUUCCCCAUCGACGGGAAGGCCUGGACUCCAAGAUGAUUAUAAAGGAAUAUCGGAUUCCUCUGCCGAUGACCGUGGAGGAGUACCGCAUCGCUCAGCUGUACAUGAUACAGAAGAAGAGCCGCAACGAGACGUAUGGCGAAGGCAGCGGCGUGGAGAUCCUGGAGAACCGGCCAUACACAGACGGCCCUGGCGGCUCCGGGCAGUACACCCACAAGGUGUACCACGUGGGCAUGCACAUCCCAGGCUGGUUCCGCUCCAUCCUGCCCAAGGCGGCCCUGCGGGUGGUGGAGGAGUCCUGGAACGCCUACCCCUACACCCGAACCAGGUUCACCUGCCCUUUUGUGGAGAAAUUCUCCAUCGACAUUGAAACCUUUUAUAAAACCGAUGCUGGAGAAAACUCCAAUGUGUUCAGCCUCUCGCCUGUGGAAAAGAACCAGCUGACGAUCGACUUCAUCGACAUUGUCAAAGACCCUGUGCCCCCCAACGAGUAUAAGAUAGAAGAGGACCCCAAGCUGUUCCAGUCGGUCAAGACCCAGCGGGGGCCGCUGUCUGACAACUGGAUCGAGGAGUACAAGAAGCAGGUCUUCCCCAUCAUGUGCGCCUACAAGCUGUGCAAGGUGGAGUUCCGCUACUGGGGCAUGCAGUCCAAGAUCGAGAGGUUCAUCCACGACACCGGCCUGCGGAGGGUGAUGGUGCGGGCCCACCGGCAGGCCUGGUGCUGGCAGGACGAGUGGUACGGGCUGAGCAUGGAGCACAUCCGCGAGCUGGAGAAGGAGGCGCAGCUCAUGCUGUCCCGCAAGAUGGCCCAGUUCAACGAGGAGGACGAGGGGGCCGCUGAGCUUGCCAAGGACAAGGCCACCCAGGACCAGGCCUCCAGGGAGCCCCCCGAGCCCAGCAGCAGCAACGGGGAGCCCCUGGUGGGGCGGGGCCUGAAGAAGCAGUGGUCUACGUCCUCCAAGUCGUCCCGCUCAUCCAAGCGGGGAGCCAGCCCUUCCCGCCACAGCAUCUCAGAGUGGAGGAUGCAGAGCAUCGCCAGGGACUCGGACGAGAGCUCGGACGACGAGUUCUUCGAUGCCCACGAGGACCUGUCCGACCAGGAGGAAAUGUUCCCCAAAGACAUCAGCAAGUGGAGCUCCAAUGACCUCAUGGACAAAAUCGAGAGCCCAGAGCCAGAGGACUCACAGGACGGCCUGUACCGCCAGAGCACCCCUGAGUUCACGGUGGCCUCCAGCGUGGAGCAGCUGAACAUCAUCGAGGAUGAGGUCAGCCAGCCGCUGGCCGCGCCGCCCUGCAAGACCCACGUGCUGCUGCUGCUGCUUCACGGAGGCACCCUCCUGGACACGGGCGCUGGGGACGCCGGCUCCAAGCAGGGCGACGCCAACACCAUCGCCAGCGUGUUUGACACGGUCAUGCGCGUGCACUACCCCAGCGCCCUGGGCCGCCUCGCCAUCCGCCUGGUGCCCUGCCCGCCCGUCUGCUCAGAUGCCUUCGCCCUGGUCUCCAACCUCAGCCCCUACAGUCACGACGAAGGCUGUCUGUCCAGCAGUCAGGACCACAUCCCCCUGGCCGCCCUGCCCCUGCUGGCCACCUCCUCGCCCCAGUACCAGGAGGCGAUUGCCACAGUGAUUCAGCGGGCCAACCUCGCCUAUGGGGACUUCAUCAAGUCCCAAGAGGGUGUGACCUUCAACGGGCAGGUCUGCCUGAUCGGGGACUGUGUCGGGGGCAUCCUGGCGUUUGAUGCCUUGUGCUACAGCAACCAGCCGGUGUCCGAGAGUCAGAGCAGCAGCCGCCGCGGCAGCGUGGUCAGCGUGCAGGACGCUGACCUGCUGUCCCCGGGCAUCCUGGUGAACGCGGCACACUGCUCCAGCAGCGGUGGCGGUGGUGGUGGCGGUGGUGGUGGCAGUGGUGGCAGCUCCAACCUGGAGAACAGCCGGCACCUGAGCCGCAGCAACAUCGACAUCCCCCGAGGCAACGGCACCGAGGACCCCAAAAGGCAGCUGCCCCGCAAGAGGAGCGACUCGUCCACCUACGAGCUGGACACCAUCCAGCAGCACCAGGCCUUCCUGUCCAGCCUCCACGCCAGCGUGCUGAGGACCGAGCCCAGCACGUACCGCUCGAGCAGCUCCACCAUGCUGGACGGCACGGGGGCCCUGGGCAGGUUUGACUUCGAGAUCACCGACCUCUUCCUCUUCGGGUGCCCUCUGGGGCUGGUCCUGGCCUUGAGGAAGACCAUCAUCCCAGCCCUGGAUGUUUUCCAGCUGCGGCCAGCCUGCCAGCAGGUCUACAACCUCUUCCACCCCGCGGACCCGUCCGCCUCCCGCCUGGAGCCCCUGCUGGAGCGGCGCUUCCACGCCCUGCCGCCCUUCAGCAUCCCCCGCUACCAGCGCUACCCGCUGGGGGACGGCUGCUCCACGCUGCUGGUCGAGACCGUGCAGAGAAACCCUGAGCUGGUCCUGGAGGGUGGCCCCCCUGGCCCUCUCCCCCACGGGGACGGCUUCCUGGAAACCAGUAUCCCCGUUCCCGCGCCCACCUGGCAAGACGGGCCCCGCCCGAGCCCGGGCUGUGCUGAGUCGGACGCGCUCCAGACCCACAACACGGUCUUCCAAGAGCACGCAGCCCCCUCCUCACCCGGAGCAGCCCCCACCAGCCGCGGCUUCCGCCGAGCCAGCGAGAUCAGCAUCGCCAGCCAGGCGUCGGGCGUGGCCGAGAGCUACACGGCGUCCAGCAUUGCCCAGAUUGCUGCAAAGUGGUGGGGCCAAAAGCGGAUCGACUACGCCCUGUACUGCCCCGAUGCCCUCACAGCCUUCCCAACGGUGGCCCUGCCCCACCUCUUCCACGCCAGCUACUGGGAGUCGACGGACGUGGUCUCCUUCCUGCUGAGACAGGUCAUGAGGCACGACAACUCCAGCAUCUUGGAGCUGGACGGGAAGGAGGUGUCAGUGUUCACCCCCUCAAAGCCAAGAGAGAAAUGGCAGCGCAGGAGGACCCACGUGAAGCUGCGGAACGUCACCGCCAACCACCGGAUCAAUGACGCUGUCGCCAACGAGGACGGCCCGCAGGUUCUGACGGGCCGGUUCAUGUACGGGCCCCUGGACAUGGUCACGCUGACGGGGGAGAAGGUGGACGUGCACAUCAUGAUGCAGCCGCCCUCGGGCGAGUGGCUCUACCUGGACACGCUGGUGACCAACAGCAGCGGGCGCGUCUCCUACACCAUCCCUGAGACACACCGCCUGGGCGUGGGGGUGUACCCCAUCAAGAUGGUGGUCAGGGGAGACCACACGUUUGCCGACAGCUACAUCACGGUGCUGCCCAAGGGCACGGAGUUUGUGGUCUUCAGCAUCGACGGCUCCUUUGCCGCCAGCGUGUCCAUCAUGGGCAGUGACCCCAAGGUGCGGGCCGGGGCCGUGGACGUGGUGCGGCACUGGCAGGACCUGGGCUACCUCAUCAUCUACGUGACGGGCCGGCCCGACAUGCAGAAGCAGCGGGUGGUGGCGUGGCUGGCCCAGCACAACUUCCCCCACGGCGUGGUGUCCUUCUGUGACGGCCUGGUGCAUGACCCACUGCGGCACAAGGCCAACUUCCUGAAGCUGCUCAUCUCCGAGAUGCACCUGCGCGUGCACGCGGCCUACGGCUCCACCAAGGACGUGGCCGUCUACAGCGCCAUCAGCCUGUCCCCCAUGCAGAUCUACAUCGUGGGCCGGCCCACCAAGAAGCUGCAGCAGCAGUGCCAGUUCAUCACGGACGGCUACGCGGCCCACCUGGCCCAGCUGAAGUACAAUCACCGAGCACGGCCGGCCCGCAACACGGCUACCCGCAUGGCGCUGCGCAAGGGCAGCUUCGGCCUGCCAGGCCAGGGCGACUUCCUGCGCUCCCGGAACCACCUGCUCCGCACCAUCUCGGCCCAGCCCAGCGGGCCCAGCCACCGGCACGAGCGGACGCAGAGCCAAGCGGAGGGCGAGCAGCGCGGGCAGCGCAGCAUGAGCAUGGCGGCCGGCUGCUGGGGCCGCGCCAUGACUGGCCGCCUGGAGCCGGGGGCAGCCACAGGCCCCAAGUAGGGCACCAUGAGUCCUGCACUGGGGUCUCCAUGGUGCUAGGCCAGGGUGGCCAGCCCAGCCAGGAGGCCUGGCCUGGGCACACGCAGGCGCUGGAGACAAGCACAGACGUGGGCCUGGGAGUUUGUCCCACGGCCCCUCUAGGACACAGGCCAUGACACAUAGUCCUCCUAGCCCUGCCUCAUGUCCUUAGGGUCUCAGGGGUCCAGCUUGUCGUGGAAGCUGCGGGACCACCAGCCCCAGGAUGACAGAGGGGCUAGGACCCCCGCCAGAGGCUGGCCUGGCUCUCUGGGACUUCUUGCCCUGCGUGGAUUUCCCGCAUCCUGGUGCCUGGUGUGGGCCAAGGCCUAGCCUGCGACCUCCCUGCCACCGGCUCACCUCACCCCAGACCCUCCCGUUUGGUAGCAGCUCCAUCAGGGGCCAGCCUGCUUCUUGUUAACUCGAGCGACUCAACUGUUCAACCUCACUGGUUUUGCACUGAUUUUUGAGAGCGGUGACCCAUUACCAUCUUCUGUGGCUACGGACCCGUUGACAUGCAUGAAAAUUCAGAUUUGCUGACCCAGGACCUCGGACCACGCCAAGGCUCCAGUGCAGCAAAUCCUUGUGCAAGCAGGAAACAAAGGCCAUCAUCUUCCCUCUGCAGCCCGGACCCCUGCCCUCUGUCCGCUUGCCCCACCAGGAGCCCAGGCCGGCCUCAGACCUGGUACCGUUUCCGCCCUGGGCACAGCCCAGGCGCAAGGCUGCGAAGGCCGGCCGCCUCUUCCACACCUUGCCGUCAGCCGAGGCCCCUGCAACGGCCGCCGCCCACCCACGUUUCUACGCCUUUCUACUUCUCAAUCUGAUUUCUAUGAGGUUUUUUUAAACGAGCAAUCCUUGGCUGCUUCCUUUUCUUAACUCUGAGUACCAAGCGCAGCCCUUCCACACUGGAAACACCCAGCACUGUGACGGAGUCCAGCCUGGCUCCGGGGCGUGGGCUCCGGCCUCACCCAGCCCGGCAGUCCCACUGAAUUUCUACUCUGGGGUGGGCGGGGCUCAUUUAGGUUUUUUUAAUGCCAAUUCCGUUUCAAUGCCGAAUCUAAGAAGCCACAACUUGCUUCGUCAGCUUGAGGGCAGGUGGCUCCGACUCGUGUCUCACCUGAGCAAGGACCGUGCCGUCAGGCACGCCGGUCCCAGCAUCAGCACCCCAGCCCCCCGCCAGCCCCGGCCCUCAGCGCGGCCUCAGCUGUGGCGCUCAGCUGCCGGCUCCCGGCUGCUCCCCACCUCCCUGAGGUGCGAGAGCCUGCCCGGCCUUGCCAGCCAUCCAGCAACCAGGCCUGUCCCCGAGAAGCGGCGGCCAACCUGGGUCCGGCCUCGGGGCCGCGUGGAUGGGCCGGGGAGGUGCACAGAUCGAUGUUCCUUUUCCCUGUGUGUAGAUAUGUACAGCUGAAGGGUCGUGUAAAUGUUCUGCAAAAGUGGGUCUAUACAGAGUGAAAGCUAUUUAUUUUGUGCAGAGAGGGAUGGAAGCUUCAGGGUUUAUUCAUAUUUAAGAUGUAGCUUUUUGUUGUUGUUUUGGGCGUUAUGUAUAAAGCAAUGAUUAUUUUACGGACCAAGUUUUCACAUAACUGUUGCAGUGGAAGUGCAAUAUCCGACCCCCCUGCUCCCCAGCGGGAAGUCGCUUGGCCUGACAAUCACAGCCCCGGCCAGGGGCUCCUGUGGCCGGUGCUUCUCCUCUCCCCGCCCUGCCUCACCCUGUCCUGCCUCUGCCUCGGUGACCAGCCAUCUGGAGAAGCACUUGGAAGAGGCCUGGGCCUCCUGCAAUAAGGGUCGGGAGGCCCCGUGGGCAGUGGGCUCGGCCUCUCCCCAGGGGCAGCUCCCCGCAGCCCCACGCUCCCCACCCGCCUGCCCAGCCGCCAGCCAUGCCAAGGACAACAGCAAUAGUCCCCUGGGCCUCUCCCAGCGGCCCCUAGCCAUAGGUGGUGAGAUGGGCAGCCCACCCUCCCCACGCAAGUCUCUUCCGUAUCCAGGUCUGCUUCCUGCCUCCCUAAGAUUCCUUUUGGCACAUUCUCCUCUUGAGAAAGGACCAGUUUCUCAGAAACUAAGAGAGGAGGGCAACGUCCUUUAAAAAUACCAAAAAUGUUUACAGUGUCGGGUGCUGAGCCACAGGGCUCAGGCCUGACCAGUCAUAACCAAAGGGUGAGGCAGGCCUUGCUGACUGCCACCCCCACCUGGGCCUGUUAGAAUAGAAGCCUUAGUCCCACGCCCCCACGCCCCCUGGACUGAGCCUCCGCCCACCCCAGCUCCCACCACCUGCCUUCUCUUUGAUUUCUACAGAGGGAUUCAGCAGAGCCCCCACCCCUUCCUGGCUCAGUCUGAGCUGCCGCCGCCCGGCGCAGUCUCCCAUGGCCCCUCCCAUCUGUCCGUGUGCCGUCUGUCUCUCUGGGCCACGUGUGAGCGGUGUCCUGACUUCCCACACACCCUUGCUGUCUCUGCAUCCCUGGGCCUGAGUGUGCUCUGUAUACAGCGUCACUGUCUGUUAUUCCAAUUAAAGAAGCAGGAAGGCUUC